This is a messenger RNA of Drosophila navojoa, 945 nucleotides long. RefSeq names its product transcription factor B4 (gene Tfb4). Gene Ontology annotation, cellular component: transcription factor TFIIH holo complex; transcription factor TFIIH core complex. Gene Ontology annotation, biological process: nucleotide-excision repair; regulation of DNA-templated transcription. Lineage: Eukaryota; Metazoa; Arthropoda; Insecta; Diptera; Drosophilidae. The record is from RefSeq and is a predicted model, not a curated record.
AUGGAGUCCCCAGACACAACAGCAAAUAAAGAAGAUGAGGCAAGCAUUGACCUGUUGGCUAUCGUGCUGGACACGAAUCCCUCCCAGCUGAUUGUUCGACAAAAUCCACAAAAUCUAACACAGAUUCUGGAGGCAGUCAUCGCCUUUGGCAAUGCGCACCUCAUGCAGAAGGCGCAGAAUAAAUUGGCUGUGCUCUCCUGUUCACAUUACAGCACAGAGUUUCUAUUCCCCCUGCCGGGCAGGCAGGUAGAGCUGCGCCAAAUAGAUGCCCAAUAUGAAGCGUUCAGUUUAGUGGAAAAGACGGUGAAGCAACAGUUGGGCAGCAUACUCAUGAAUGCGCCUCGUUUGAGCGCGCCGUGCGAAAGUUUACUAGCGGGCAGCAUGUCCAUGGCAUUGUGCUACAUAUCACGACUGCAAAGGAAUGUCCCGGCUGGCGUAAAGAUGCAUUCACGCAUUUUGGUGAUCACGGGCAGCAAUGAGUGCGCCUCGCAGUAUAUGACCUUCAUGAAUGUCUUCUUCACGGCCCAAAAGUUGGGCAUUGUCGUUGACACCUGCGCCCUGGACAAGACACUCAGUUUGCUGCAACAGGGAUGUGACAUAACGAACGGUCAAUUUCUCAAGGUCAAUCAGUUGGAUGGCUUGUUACAGUACUUGCUGUGGGUCUUCUUACCAUCACCGCAGAUGCGGCACAAGCUGGUGCUGCCACCCACACCCAAGGUUGAUUAUCGCGCCUCUUGUUUCUGCCAUCGCGAGUUAAUAGACAUUGGCUACGUUUGCUCCGUAUGCCUGUCUGUCUUUUGCAAAUAUAGUCCAAUCUGUACCACAUGCCACACGAUUUUCAAGACUCCUGGACCACUGCCCAUUAAGCCCAAGAAGAAAAAGAAGAUUGACAAAAAUUGAACAAACAUGCUUUGAAACGCGCACAAACGUAUUUCUUAAAUUUCC